Thunnus maccoyii (southern bluefin tuna) is the source of this 2347-nucleotide messenger RNA. RefSeq names its product mutY DNA glycosylase (gene mutyh). Gene Ontology annotation, cellular component: nucleus. Gene Ontology annotation, molecular function: 8-oxo-7,8-dihydroguanine DNA N-glycosylase activity; oxidized purine DNA binding; purine-specific mismatch base pair DNA N-glycosylase activity. NCBI's taxonomy places the organism in Eukaryota, Metazoa, Chordata, Actinopteri, Scombriformes, Scombridae. The record is from RefSeq and is a predicted model, not a curated record. The transcript is spliced from 15 exons. Gene Ontology annotation, biological process: mismatch repair; base-excision repair. The coding region runs from base 115 to 1701 and encodes 528 amino acids.
GACUGGGCGUGCUGAACGUGGCGGGAGCCAAAAUGAAUCCGUAAGGUAAAAAAGACUGGUCCUGCUGCGCGGAGGUAAAUUGUUUUAAAAAGUUGCCACAUAUGGUUUUUGACUAUGAGCAGCUUACGUUCAGCGAUGCAGAAAGGAAAGAGAGUCGGUCUGGAAAUGGUAGAAACUGCAAAAGCAAAGCGGAAGAAGUCAAAGAUAACCGUGAAAGAAGAGGAAACCGUGGAUGCUGCUUCACCCUCCACGUACCACACUUUCCCUGAUCCUGCUGAUGUGGUCCUGCUGAGGUCUCAGCUCCUGAACUGGUAUGACAAGGAGAAGAGAGAGCUGCCAUGGAGGACUCUGGCCAUGACAGAGCCAGACCUCAACAUCAGGACAUAUGCAGUGUGGGUUUCUGAAAUCAUGCUGCAGCAGACCCAGGUUGCCACAGUAAUAGACUACUACAACAAAUGGAUGAAGCGGUGGCCCACAGUGCAGGAUCUUGCAGCUGCAACGUUAGAGGAGGUGAAUCAGAUGUGGGCGGGCCUCGGCUACUAUUCACGAGGAAAAAGACUACACGAAGGCGCUCAAAAGGUGGUGUCAGAACUUAAGGGACAGUUGCCUUGCACAGUUGACAGCCUGCUGAAACAGCUUCCUGGAGUGGGACGCUACACUGCUUCAGCUAUAGGCUCUAUUGCACUUGGCCAUGUUACUGGAGCAGUAGAUGGCAAUGUGAUUCGGGUGCUGUGUCGCCUGAGAGCCAUCGGAGCCGACAGCACGAGUCCUGCAGUAACAGAGGCGCUUUGGGGUCUGGCUAAUACGCUGGUGGAUCCUGAGAGACCAGGGGACUUCAACCAGGCCAUGAUGGAGCUCGGAGCGCGAGUCUGCACCCCUAAAGGACCACUGUGCAAGCAGUGUCCCGUACAGUCUCACUGCCACUCUUAUCGCAAGGUUCAUGUCAAACAAGAGAAAAACUCCAUGAAGCUCUUGGGAAAGCUCGACAGGAAGACUUCAGCCCUGCCUGAUAUAGAAGACUGUAUGAGCAGCGGAUCAUGUCCACUGUGUCCCUCUGAGCCCUGGGAUGAUGAGUUGGGGGUUCAGAACUUCCCCAGAAAGCCAGCGAAGAAGCCGCCCCGAGUUGAGCGAACUCUGACCUGUGUGGUGAUCAGACCUGGAGAGUCGGGAGAGGACGAGUACCUGCUCACACAGAGACCAAACAAAGGUUUGCUGGCGGGCUUGUGGGAGUUUCCGAGUCUUCUGCUGGAGGGUGAGAACUCGGAGAUGAAACAAAAGAAGGCGCUCUGUGCUGAGAUCAGAAGGAUACUGGGAACCCAUUUGACUGAAAGCCUUAUCCAGUAUGUUGGAGAGGUGGUGCAUAUCUUUUCCCACAUCCACCAGACAUACGUGGUUCACAGUGUGUGUUUGAAAGACGGCGACACACAGACACAGACUGAAAAUGCGCAGUGGCUCACAAGAUCUGCUCUGCAGGAAGCUGCUGUGUCCACAGGAGUGAAAAAGAUUGUGAAGCUCUGUGAUUCUCUGGACAGCCAAAAGGAACAGACUUCUAAGGAUGGAAAAAGGCAAAAGCACAACGGCCUAAAGAAUGAGAAGAGGACACAGACCUCAAAAAAGCCCAAACUGAGUGUAGCGAACAGCGGCAGCAGGCAGCUCUCCCUCAACUCCUUCUUCAAGACAGUGAAAGAAGAAUCUUGUUAGAGUCUGACAUUGUGCAUUUCUUUGCAUAUGUGCCUUUUUGACAAAGCAUCAUCCCUGUGUUGUCACAUUUAAUUAUUGUGGUGUCAUGAUCCCAUCACUGGGAAAUGAAUACAAAAGUCCAUCCAAUAAUUUUAAAAUGGACAGUUUUAACAGUGAACACAGACAGUGACACAGAAUACAGAGUGUGAUACAGUGUUGAAAAAUAAGAAACAAUCAGUAUUUUGCUCCUAUGAUAUUUCUGUAGGGACCUGUGCAUCAGCAUUGUACUACAUUUUUAAUGACCUCAUUGUAGAUAAUCUUUUUAUUACUAUAUAAUGAUGGUAACAUUUUGCCUUUAUAUACGACAUUCUGAAAUUUAUUGUAGAUUUUAAGUCAUUUCAUGUCUGCUUACUAUAUGUUUUAAAGACUCAAUAAAAUGAAGCGGUAUGGAGGGAAAAUAACUGGAGUUCAUUGCAGGUCCAGACGAAAAACACGCUGGUUUUCAUACUUGCUGGUGGCAUGUGUUCUGAGAUAUAUUAUCUAUAUUUUUAUAAACAUAUACUGUAUAAACUUUUAUGUUAGUAUUACAUUCUUUCCCUGUUAUUACAAUAUGCCAACUUAUUUUAGGUUUUUUUGUGACACACUGCUAUGCCAUUAUAUUUCAGAG